Messenger RNA from Rhododendron vialii, 306 nucleotides. RefSeq lists its product as uncharacterized. The coding region runs from base 1 to 306 and encodes 101 amino acids. Lineage: Eukaryota; Viridiplantae; Streptophyta; Magnoliopsida; Ericales; Ericaceae. The record is from RefSeq and is a predicted model, not a curated record. The transcript has a single exon.
AUGGCUCUUUUGAGUAGAAGAUCAUAUGCUUACUCAAAGAUGGAAAGGGAAGACCCAGAAGAGGCAAAGCAUCGUUUGGCUCAGUUCUUGAUCUACAAAGCACUAGAGAAAGCUGAUCCUCGGACAAGACAGUCUUGCUUCAGAGUGAGAGUUAGUAAAUUGAAGAUUAAGAUGGGGAGGAGAUUGAAAAGAUUAAGGAAGACCAUGCUCUUAACCAUGUCUGCAGCCAAACGUGGCCUUUACAAACAAGUUUCUAGUCGAUUCAAGCGUUUGGUCCGAGGUGGACAGACCAUGGUUAUUGGUUAG